Messenger RNA from Coregonus sp. 'balchen', 9844 nucleotides. NCBI's taxonomy places the organism in Eukaryota, Metazoa, Chordata, Actinopteri, Salmoniformes, Salmonidae. The record is from the annotation of a GenBank genome assembly.
CUUCAGAUAACAAUUGAUAACACCCCUCCUGUCCAUAAAAGCAAGGCACGUUCAAGGUUUGUCCUUUGAAGAUAUCACUCAGAACACAUGCUAUCUUCCUGACCACAACGAUGACUAUAAAUUAAAUCCAUUGAGCCCAACAGGAUUAGUUAGUGCAGACAAGCCAGACAAUAUGUGGUUGGAGUUGUAUUUGGGAAUGGCAGUUCUUCUCAGUGUAGAGUGCAAACCAUUGAACAAGGAGACACACAACAAGUUGCUAGUGAUCUCCUUUGAUGGUUUCCCCGAUGGGACUAUGAUCAAGACGUAGACACCCCUCACAUGGACAAGUUAGUGGAAGAUGGAGUGAAGGCAAAGUACAUCACCCCUCCGGCUAUCACCAUGACGUCCCCAUCUCACUUCACCACUAUAACUGGUAAGGCAUAAGAGUUACAAAAUGCUAUUGACUUUUUGCAUGCAUUUGAGCUGCUUGUUUGAAGUACUCAAUCAGGUACAUUAAAAAAUAAGAAGUAUUUCCUUGGGUAAAAUGUGAAUACGGGCCCAAGUUACUGUUUCAAAUCUGGUUUUCAAAGUUCAAAUGUAGCGUAGUAGAUGGAUUAUUGCCAAUUGAUUUCUUUGGCCAAAUACUCCCAGUUUUUCAUAAAACAGUUUUGUUUUGUGGUGUGUGCCCAGAAAAACCCAAUCCUGACCAUGAUCUUACUCACAUUUCAAAGUAGCCUCACUUGCCAGUGUUCUUGGUGGCAAGUAGCCUAGUGUUUAAGAGCGUUGGGCCAGUAACCGAAAGGUCACUGGUUUGAAUCCCCGAGCUGACUAGUGAAAAAUCUGUUAACCCCUAAUUUUGCUCUGGAUAAGAGUGUCGCUAAAAUGUAAAUGUUUUAGCACAAUCUAAUAUGUACACUUAUAUGGGCAUAACAUAUCCUUUGGUUCCUAAUUAUUUAAAUACAAAUCUCUUCAAACUUGCUGCUUACUUUAUUUUCUGGGCAAUUGGACCACACUUGAAUCUGACCCUAGUGCUUAGUGCUAUUCCUGAAGAAAUGGAAAUCCCCUUUCCCUGUUUUCAUUUUGUUAAUGCGGGAAAAAGCCCACAAAUCUGAAAAGACCAAAUUUUUCUAAAUGUUUCUCUUAUUUGACAAUGAUAUCUAUCUAAAAUUCCAUGCAAUAUUUUCAAAUAAUUAUAGUACAAAGCCAAUUAAAGUUGUAAAUGCCAUUUCCGAUAUCCUUGAAGAACAACAGCACUGAGUUUUUGGAUACGUUUUAUCUGUCAAACGCUGCGUGUGGAUGUGGGGGGAAAGGGAUCAAGCGCAGGAACCAGGGGUUCGUCAACAACUUUAGUUUCCCAAAAACAGGAAUGAGUCGCCACCCCAAACCGGGUGCACGAACAAUUACGACAACAACAACAGUGCGAAUACAAAAAAAAGCGCACGCAGUGGGAACCCCUCCCAAUACAAAGUUAUGAGAGGAACUCCUCAAUGGCAACAGCUGACAAUAAAAUCACAACAUAAAAACCCCCCUGCCCAACCACGAUAACUAAAUAGGAACAAAUCAAGACUAACAGGGAACCCAGGUGUACACCAGAAAACCAAACAAACAAAACAUCGAACGGUGGUAGCUGUACUUUUUCCGGGACGACGACCGCCGGCCUGCCCCGACAAGGAGAAGGAGCACCUCGGCCGAAACGGUGACAGUACCCCCCCCCUUGCCGCGCGGCUUCCGCCUUCGCCCGAUCCCGGCCUCUGGGACGCACCAGGGACGACCGGAGCAGGGGCGCUUAGAUGACCCCAUGGAACUUUCCGCAGGCCCAGGUCAAUUGUCCCUCCUCGGCACCCCCAACCGCUCCCCCCGGGCCGUCCCCCUCCCACUCCCCGAGUUUGGAGACCCCCCAUCCGGCGUCUCGAAUCAAGGAGGGACCGUCACAGUGUACCGACCCCCCCGUUGUCCAACGGGGGGCGGCGCCAAUCUCCUUCUAUCCUCAUAAUCCCCUGGAGUGGACCGCUACCACCGGGGCCUGGGGGGGAGAGACACCAUCUCCAUGGACAACAGGGUUAUCUUCUCCUUACUCAAUGGCAGUUCUAACCGGUACACCCUCGUUUCAAAACCUCCUCAGGACUAAAUGGCCCACAAACGCGCCCACCACCCGGCGGGCAGGGGAGGGGCCAAGUUUUCUGGGGGCCCCGUCUCCCAGGCGUACACAGGCCCCCUAAACCCGGGGCCGGUGGCGACUCGCCUCGUCUUAAGCCGGAAAUCCCGUGCAGGGAACGGGGCAACCCGUUCCCCGCUCCUCCGACCGCCCACCCACUCAUCCACCGCAGGGGGAUCUGGCUCAUCCCAAAGUCCAAACCGGCUGUAAACCCUAAACCCGGAAAAGGGGUUUUAGUUUGGUUGAGAUGGAGAGAGCCGGGGCCCAAACAACCCGGCCCGGAACCGUAUCCCCCACUCCUCCGGCCGGUUCCUGGCAAUAAACCCUCAAAACCUCCACCAACUGGGACAGGGUUCAACCGGCCCAUUAACUUCUCCCUGUGGUAAAACCCGAGGUAACGGCUCACCGAAACCCCAACGGUCAUAAACCUUUUCACACUCUGGUAAACUGGGGCCUCCGAUCAUCACUAAUCCCGGGACCGGAAUGCCGAAGACAUGGGAAACAAGCCUCAGCGUCCUGUAGGGCAGUAGGUAGACCCCGGCCCGCAUGGUAGGGGACGAACAGCCUUCAGCCACCCGCAAACGACCAAUGGGAUACCCCGUAGAGGGAACGUAAAACUCCAGAAGGUGGCCAGGGUCUUGUGGACCGGGCAGGGUUGCUUCCCCUGGCAAAUGUCGGGGCCUUUACAAGGCCACAACCGGGAAGGAGACAUAAAUCCCAUCCCCGGCCCACGUUGGCCACCUACUUAGGCGGCAUGAAUUCCCGGGCCGAUACCUGGAAUGUCAGAAGGGAGUAUGAGCCAAUAAAUAGGCAAUCGCUCCUCGAGGGGCUAGCCGACCCCCGCCAACUGGGGGCCCCCCGGGCCCGGCGUACGCCGCUCGUCCUCGGCAUCGCCUCCAUACCACCCAUGCACCCAACUUUCGGUGAAGUGGGCUCAACCCGGACCCUCCCUCCCUGUCAUAUCGCCGCGGGCAUUGCCCCCUUCGGACCCAGGAUUGUGAUAAAACCACCGGCGUAAUAGUCCGCCGGGCCCGAGUUUCAUCUCCAGCUGCCCCGGAAUGAUUCCAGGUCCUGCUUGAAUGAGGCAAGGUGUUGACCCCUCAAGCACCCACACCUUUAGGGCCCUUUACCACGGCAAAACCCAGCUCCCUGUCCCCUACGUCAUAAAUUCCGCUCCGCCGGGGACUGAACCCUUCUUAGAAUAAAAAGCACGGGGGCGGAGUUUAGUGGGUGCCAACCGUUGUGAGAAACGGCCCCCAAUAACCAGCCUCGACGCGUCAACCCUACCGGAACGGAAAAGCGGGAUCCGGAGCCCAACACCGGCGCUGAGUAAACAGGUCCUUCAUCCCCCCAAAAGCCCUGUCCCCCCCUCAGCUGACCACUGCAAGCGCCCCGGGACCCCCCUUCAACAGAGACGAAAAUGGGAGCUCCCCACCUGUCAAAACCCCGGAUAAACCUCCGGUAAUAAUUCGCAAAGCCCAAGAACUGUUGCACCCUCUUUCACAGGGGUUUUGGGGUUUGCCAAUUACGCACAGCUGACAAAACCCCGGGCAACCUCCAUCUUCACCCCUGACCCGACAAUUGAUAACCCAAAAAGGAGACCGACUUCUGAAAGAACAGACAUUUCUCUGCCCUUGACAUAUAGGUCAUGCUCCAACACGCCUCCUCAACACUCGGCGCACCAGGGCUUUAAAAUGCUCAGCUCGGGUUAACUGUACACCCCGAAUACGUCUAUGUACACGAAUACUCCCCUGCCCCUGCAUGUCCCCGGAAAAUCUCAUCUACAAAGGAUUGGAAGACUGAGGGAGCAUUCAUUAACCCAUAUGGCCAUGACGAGAUACUCGUAAUGACCGGAGGGCGUGCUAAAUGCUGUCUUCCAUUAUCGCCCUCUCUAAUGCGCCCCCAAGUUAUAAAGCACUCCUAAGAUCCAAUUUUGUGAAGAACUGAGCACCCCUGUUGAAUACUCCGUCAUAGUUUUCCCAAUCAGAGGAAGUGGAUAGCUGUACUUCACUGGGAAUCCCGAUUGAGACCCCGGUAAUCAAUACACGGGCGCAGACCUCCAUCUUUUUUCUUCACAUAAAAGAAGCUUGAGGAAGCGGGUGAAUGGGGGGCCCGUAUGUAUCCCUGUCUCAGAGACUCGGCGAUGUAAGUUCCAUUGCCUUCCUCUCCUCUUGGGACAAGGGAAUACACAUGGCUCCGCGGGGGCUGCUCCUGACUGGAGAUCUAUCGCACAAUCCCCCGUCUAUGAGGCGGCAAACUGCGCCGCCCUAGUCUUACUGACACCAGUUUUCAAAACCUCAUACUCAGGGGGAAUCUGCAUGACUGGCAUUAGAUUCGGACUCUCCCCCCGAGGUCCGCCCCUAUGGAAACACCCAGACACAGCCCCCACCCACUGAGCAGACCACCCUGUAAGAGGGUUUCUUUCCCCGCCACGAAAUAGUAGGGUCAUGGGUAAUUACCAGGGAAGCCCCAGUACCACCCAUAGCAGGAGAGUCAAUCAGAUAGAGCUGAAUCGUCUCCUCAUUGACCCCCCUGCGUCAAACCAUCUUAAAGAGGCGCUGUGACCUCCCUAAUCAACCCAGAUCCUAACGGAAAGGCUAUCUAGGGCAUGUACAGGGAAAGGCUUUUUCAAGGGACGGAGGGGGAAUCCCCCAACUUUACACAGAACUGGCGAUCUACAAAAUUCCAGCUGCGCCUUAUCUACCGCCGCCUUAUGCUGGGAACCCCAGGUGCAACCUGUGGAAAACAAACAGGCAAGGUUAGGUGAAACAGAAAGCUUGGGUAAGUAGGGCGCCUACUCACCUGGAGGACUCCCAAUGCCUGGCCUGACCUCACCUCCACCAGGAGACCCUCCCCAACACCUAGCCGCGGUUGGGGCCCUCCACGGCCACAGUUGGUGCGGGAACGCCCCCCUCGGUUUUCCUACUCCUCCGUUUUCCCCAGCGCCAGCACCUCCGAGCUCCAUAGGGCUCGGCUCGGAGUGCUGGAAGGUGGAAUGGGCAACCCCCACCGGGAGUCCACGGGUAGGAGCAGGGUGUCCAGCCGAAUGGCCAUGUUCCCACCAGCUGGUCAAACGACAACGUGGGAUCCCUGUACGCCAAAAUCUCUCUGGACAUCCUCCCGGAGGCUGCAGCGGAAGUGGUCUAUUGAGGGCCCCGCUCAUUCCACCUGCAUCUGCCGCUAGAGUCCGGGAAAUCCAAUGCAAAGCCUGUGCGCUCCUCAUCCCCUGUCGGAGGUAGAACAGACGCUCCCCCCCGCCGCCUUCCCCUCUGUUGGAUGUGUCAAACACGGCACGGAAGCGGCGGGAGAAACUCCGCAUAGGUAACAGUAGCGGCGUCUAUUCUCCUCCAUUUUGGCGUUGGCCCACUCCAACGCCUUUCCGGUGAGACAGGAGAUGAGGGCGGAGACGCUCUCCGUGUCCCGAGGGAGCCGGUGUACGGUGGCGAGGGAAGCUCCACUUUGCACAAAAAACCCUUGACACCCCGGGACGGAGCGUCGUACGCCCUCGGGAGGGGGAGCCGAAUCCCGCUGGGGUUCCGGAAGGGGGACAGGAGGACUGACCGUGGGGAUGGUCCCCGGGAGGUGGGGGGCGUGGGUACCCCCCCUGGUCUCCAUCGGUGGAGAGUGUUCAUUCACCUGAUCCAGGGCGUGACCGAUCUGGUUGAUCCUGUCCUCCUGCCCACGAAGACGGUCUUCCAUAAUGUCCGUUGGCGCGGCUGCUCCUGCCCGAUUCCAUAGUGGGAUUUUGGGCAGGGAAUCAAGCGCAGGAAACCCGGGGGUUCGUCAACAGACUUUAGUAUAUCCAAAACAGGAAUGAGUCGCCAACCAACCGGGGUUGGCACGAACAAUUACGCACAACAACCAACAGUGCGAAAUACAAGAAAAAGCGCACGCAGUGCGAACUCUCAAAUACAAAGUUAUGAGAGAGGAAACUCCUCAAUGGCAACAGCUGACAAUAAUAAUCACACAUACAACCCUGACCCAACCACGUAAACUAAAUAGGAAACAAAAUCAAAGACUAACAAGGGACAGGUGUACAACCAACCAAAACCAAACAACAUAAACAUCGAACGGGGUACUAUACUCCGGGCGGACGACCGCCGAAGCCUGGCCCGAAACAAGAGAAGGAGCAGCCCUCGGCCGAAACCGUGACAUUAUCAUAAUGUCAUGACGAAAAAGACAAUUAAACCUGGAAGGUUGCUGGCAUCAACAAAUAUUUAGAUAUCAUGAUCUUUUCUUCUCAUAUCUCUCACAGGGAGAUGGAUAGAGGAUCAUGGAGUUGUUCACAAUAUGAUGUUUAAUUCCACAACUCAUCAGAAAGUCGGCCAUAAAGCUACCUUGAAGAGGUCUGAGUGGUGGGACAAUGGAGCCUUGCCGUUGUUGGAUUACAGCACAGAACCAGGUGAGGAAACUGGUCAUGAUUUGAUCCUGGAAAUAAAAUAUUGGGUCAAAUAUGCAGAAUUAGCUUACAGUCCUCCUACUGACAGCUACAGAAACUACUGUGAACUUAUAUUUACAGUGGGGAGAACAAGUAUUUGAUACAGGUUUUCCUACUACAAAAGCAUGUAGAGGUCAGUAAUUUUAUCUAGGUACACUUCAACUGUGAGAGCGGAAUCUAAAACAAAAAUCCAGAAAAUCACAUUGUAUGAUUUUUAAGUAAUUCAUUUGCAUUUUAUUGCAUGACAUAAGUAUUUGAAUACAUCAGAGAAGCAGAACUUAAUAUUUGGUACAGAAACCUUUGUUUGCAAUUACAGAGAUCAUACGUUUCCUGUAGGUCUUGACCAGGUUUGCACACACUGCAGCAGGGAUUUUGGCCCACUCCUCCAUACAGGACCUUCUCCAGAUCUUUUCAGGUUUCGGGGCUGUCGCUGGGCAAUACGGACUUUCAGCUCCCUCCAAAGAUUUUCUAUUGGGUUCAGGUCUGGAGAACUGGCUAGGCCACUCCAGGACCUUGAGAUGCUUCUUACGGAGCCACUCCUUAGUUGCCCUUGCUGCGUGUUUCGGGUCGUUGUCAUGCUGGAAGACCCAGCCACGACCCAAUCUUCAAUGCUCUUACUGAGGGAAGGAGGUUGUUGGCCAAGAUCUUGCGAUACAUGGCCCCAUCCAUCCCUCCCCUCAAUAUGAUGCAUGUCGUCCUGUCCCCUUUGCAGAAAAGCAUCCCCAAAGAAUGAUGUUUCCACCUCCAUGCUUCACCGGUUGGGAUGGUCUUCUUGGGGUUGUACUCAUCCUUCUUCUUCCUCCAAACACGGCGAGUGGAGUUUAGACAAGAAGCUCUAUUUUUGUCUCAUCAGACCACAUGACCUUCUCCCAUUCCUCCUCUGGAUCAUCCAGAUGGUCAUUGGCAAACUUCAGAUGGGCCUGGACAUGCGCUGGCUUGAGCAUGGGGGACCUUGCGUGCGCUGCAGGGAUUUUAAUCCAUGACGGCGUAGUGUGUUACUAAUGGUUUUCUUUGAGACUGUGGUCCCAGCUCUCUUCAGGUCAUUGACAGGUCCUGCUGUGUAGUUCUGGGCUGAUCCCUCACCUUCGUCAUGAUCAUUGAUGAGGUGACGAGGUGAGAUCUUGCAUGGAGCCCCAGACCGAGGGUGAUUGACCGUCAUCUUGAAACUUCUUCCAUUUUCUAAUAAUUGCGCAACAGUUUGUUGCCUUUCUCACCAAGCUCCUGCCUAUUGUCCUGUAGCCCAUCCCAGCCUUUGCAGGUCUACAAUUUUAUCCCUGAUGUCCUUACACAGCUCUCUGGUCUUGGCCAUUGUGGAGAGGUUGGAGUCUGUUUGAUUGAGUGUGUGGACAGUGUUUUUAUACAGGAACGAGUUCAAACAGGUGCAGUUAAUACAGGUAAUGAGUGGAGAACAGGAGGGCUUCUUCAAGAAAAAACUAACGGUCUGUGAGAGCUGGAAUUCUAACUGGUGGGUAGGGUGAUCAAAUACUUACGUCAUGCAAUAAAAUGCAAAUAAUUACUUAAAACAUCAUACAAUGUGAAUUUCUGGAUUUUUGUUUUAGAUUCCGUCUCUCACAGUUGAAGUUGUACCUAUGAAAAAAAUGACAGGACCCUCUAUCAUGUUUGUAAGUAGGAAAACCUGCCAAAAUCGGCAGUGUAUCAAAUAUUUGUUCCCCCAUGUAAGUGAAUGAAAGUAGCUCUGAUGAAAGUUAACCUUGGAGACCCCCUACUACACCCCUUUGAUUAGAAGCAUACAUACAUUAGCCAGUAUAAUGGUCAAUGUCCAUACCUUUUCUUCUGUUUCAGGGCCUGAAAACAGGUUCCUUUUUAUUUCCAGGAGGAGCAGCCAACUACAGUGGUCAAUGUGUAAACCGGGCGCUGGUUGAGGAACCAGGUCAACAAGAUGAUAACGAAACAGAGUGGCGUCAGAAUAUUGACACUGUGUUGAGCUGGUUCACCGAAGAAGAUUUUGACUUUGUGACUCUGUACUAUGGAGAGCCUGACAACGUGGGUCAUGCCAAAGGACCAGACCAUCCUGACAGGAAAACCAUAAUAAAGCAGAUUGACCGCACCAUUGGAUACCUGAGGGAGGCCAUCCAGCGAGAUGGUUUGACUGAUAACCUUAACGUCAUCAUCACCUCUGACCAUGGCAUGACCACCGUUAAAAAAAGACCUCUUGUAGAUGAGAUAAUCCUCUCUAAAUACCUGAAUUUAUUCAACACGGUUUAUUUUGAGCUCCUUGACUACGGCGGGUUUGGCAUGAUCACACCAAGGAAAGGAAAGGAACAGCAGGUUUAUGAUGCUCUCAUGAAGGCCCCAAACCUCACAGUCUACAAGAAGGAAGAUAUGCCAGAGAACUUUCAUUUGUCAAAGAAUGACAGAAUACAGCCUAUUAUUGUCAUUGCUGAUCUAGGUUUCAACUUAAACUCGGUAGGUACCGGUAUUAACUUUUAAGACACGUCAUAUGCUAUGUAUAAAGUAAAAAAUGGUAAAGUAAAAAUAUCACAGAUUUUUUUUUAAAUAUAUAUAUUAUAAUAUGCAUAUAAUUUCAACAGCGGUUGAUCGUCUACGUGAACAAAGGAGAUCAUGGAUUCCACAUGGACGAAAUGGACAUGAAGACCAUCUUCCGUGCUUUUGGACCAGAUUUCAAGAAGAGUUAUCUGUCCGAGCCCUUUGACAGUGUCCACAUCUACCCUCUAAUGUGCAAGCUGCUGCAGAUAGAUCCAGCCCCUAACAACGGCUCCCUAUCCGUCACUGAGGGCAUGCUGGUUCAGAACGGUACGAGCCGUGAGCUUCUAGAAAGCAUUUUAGUAUCAAAAUGCAUGACAGUGUCUAUUAAUUCAUUCUAAUACAGGAAGAUACCAACCUUAAUGUGUGCUCCACUGAUUAUACUUAUUGUAUAAGAUAAUUAUCAAGACUGACAUGAGAAAUGGUUAUAUCACAUAACUAAUGGCACCAUUCUUCUCUACACAGGUGGGAGAAGAAAUCAGAUGUCCCUUGGUGUUUUGGCAUCGAUAUUUGUCUACAUUUUAUUUGUCAUGUAGUCAUUUCUGAUGUUGGUUAUUUUCCUAAAUGUUUGUUAACUGAAAAUAAUUGCAUAGUUGAAUCAAUCAUAACCAAAACUCCAACAGAUAUUCUUAAGGAGGAUCACAUUCACUAUGAUUUUCAUCAACAAUAUCCAUCUGAUUGUAUUAUACACUCAGUGUCCAGUUUAUUAGGUACACCCAUCUAGUACCGGGUUGGGCGCCACUUUGCCUCCAGAACAGCCUGAAUUC